AUGGCAGAAAAAUUUCGGUGGUUGCUGAAAGGUGUAGCUAGUGAAGUGAAUAAACACCGAUUGUUUAAUAAUGCAAAGACAACAGUCAAUAAUGCCACUGAGAAAGCACAAGAAAAAUUGAAUACCAUACAGAAUGCUGUUGCUACAAGAUAUGAUGUUAUUGCAAAGCAAGUCAAUAAUGAUAUAACAUUAAUUCAAAAUUUAAAUGCAGCGAAAUUAGAACCAAGUCCUUUACCAAAGGGAGUCGUGAAAUGGUUGCAGUGGUAUCAGCAGUUAACAGGUCUAGACACAGUUGAGGUAGCCAAACAACAAGUAAUUGCAGCUCAAGAUAAAUUAUUUAAAUGCCAAGAUGAGAGGAGAACUCUUAAUCGGCAAGCAACUCUAGUAACUGAUAAAUUGAAAGAAGUAUACUCAGAGCUUAUACAAACUAGAAGAGAUGAUCCAAAGUAUGUGCAAUUAACAAUAAUAGAAAAUAAAAGUCUUCAAGAUCAAGCAAGAAUUAUAUCAGAGCUUAAUUUAUUAGAGAAGGAAGAAAAGGAUCACUUUACACAAUUAACAACAGCUAUUAAGGAAUAUCAUGAUAGCCAAACAAUGAAUGCUCAGAAGUACAAGUACUUGUCUGUUCUUGCAUCUGCCAUAUUAGCAGUUAUAUCGUUAACGGGUUCUAUGAUAUAUAAUAAUAAGAGAAUUGCAAAUGUUCGAAAUGUUAUAGAAGAGGCACAGGUAAAGAAUGAGAGUGCUUUACGCAAUAGUCUUCAAUCUUUAGAGGAUAAUAUCAAUACAAAAUUUACUGAGGUACUUGAAAAAUUGGAAAACGAAAACAGUAAACCAAGUACAACUCUAGUCAGUCAUAUGGAAGACACAAAUGAGUUGAGAAAUACUUAUAUUUUAGUGGGAUUAUCUGUUGUUGGUUUAUACAUUCUCAGAGGAUUGAUAGGUUGA
Molecule: messenger RNA, 942 nt
Organism: Dufourea novaeangliae
Lineage: Eukaryota; Metazoa; Arthropoda; Insecta; Hymenoptera; Halictidae
Exons: 2
Coding region: 1-942 (313 amino acids)
Source: RefSeq, a predicted model, not a curated record